AUGGAGACCCUGGAAGGAGCUGAACUCUGCUUUCCACACCUCCUCAACACCUCCUGCAGGAAGAACACACAUCCUCACUCCAGUAUCAUGCUGCUCUACAUCCUGAUAUUCUCCAUGUCUCUGCUCACUGUGGCUCUCAACCUGCUGGUCAUCAUCUCCAUCUCCCACUUCAGGCAGCUCCACACCACCACCAACUUCGUCCUCCUCUCUCUGGCUGUCUCAGACCUCCUCGUGGGCCUCCUGCUGAUGCCGCUUGAAAUCAUCCGUUUAGGGUCUUGUUGGUUUUUGGGUGAUGUCUUGUGCUCUGUGUUAUACCUUUUGGGUUUCAUCAUUACCUCUGCCUCAGUAGGAAACAUGGUGCUCAUAUCAGUCGACCGCUAUGUGGCUAUUUGUGACCCUCUGCGUUACCCCAUCACAAUCACUCAGACAAGAGUUCAAAUCUGUGUUUGUGCAUGUUGGACCUCUGCUGUUUUCUACAGCAGUCUGAUUCUCAAAGAUGUUCUGACACAACCAGGCAGGCAUAUUUCCUGUCAUGGACAGUGUGUUAUUGUCAUUAACUAUAUCUCAGGGGCUGUUGACCUUGUUUUCACUUUUAUCUGUCCCAUUACUGUGAUCAUAGUUCUGUAUUUGAGAGUGUUUGUGGUGGCUGUGUCUCAGGCUCGUGCCAUGAGAUCCCACAUUGUGUCUGUCACUCUGCAGCCUUCAGGGACUGGAACUGCUAAGAAAUCGGAGCUGAAAGCAGCCAGGACUCUCGGGAUUGUUGUAGCUGUGUUUCUUAUUUGUUUUUGUCCAUAUUACUCCUCCUGUCUUAUAAACCAGGAGACCUCAAGCAAUGUUUUUUCUAUAAAAUUUGAAGUGUGGCUGCUUCUUUUUAACUCCUGUUUAAAUCCUCUGAUCUAUGCCCUUUUCUAUCCUUGGUUUAGAAAAUCUAUUAAACUCAUUGUCACACUCCAGAUCCUGCAACCUGAUUCCCGUGAGGCCAACAUACUGUAG
Myripristis murdjan (pinecone soldierfish) is the source of this 993-nucleotide messenger RNA. RefSeq names its product trace amine-associated receptor 13c-like. Gene Ontology annotation, cellular component: membrane. Gene Ontology annotation, biological process: G protein-coupled receptor signaling pathway. The transcript has 2 exons. The coding region runs from base 1 to 993 and encodes 330 amino acids. Gene Ontology annotation, molecular function: trace-amine receptor activity. NCBI's taxonomy places the organism in Eukaryota, Metazoa, Chordata, Actinopteri, Holocentriformes, Holocentridae. The record is from RefSeq and is a predicted model, not a curated record.